Orycteropus afer afer is the source of this 834-nucleotide messenger RNA. RefSeq names its product translocase of outer mitochondrial membrane 20 (gene TOMM20). The record is from RefSeq and is a predicted model, not a curated record. Lineage: Eukaryota; Metazoa; Chordata; Mammalia; Tubulidentata; Orycteropodidae. Gene Ontology annotation, biological process: protein import into mitochondrial matrix; protein targeting; tRNA import into mitochondrion. Gene Ontology annotation, molecular function: transmembrane protein transporter activity. Gene Ontology annotation, cellular component: mitochondrial outer membrane; mitochondrial outer membrane translocase complex.
UCCUUCGCGGGCUACUGCUGACCCCGCUGCCACCCACACCCCGCAGUCAAUAGAAAAUGGUGGGUCGGAACAGCGCCAUCGCCGCCGGUGUAUGCGGCGCCCUUUUCAUCGGGUACUGCAUUUACUUCGACCGCAAGAGACGGAGUGACCCAAAUUUCAAGAACAGACUGCGAGAGCGAAGAAAGAAACAGAAGCUUGCCAAGGAGAGAGCUGGACUUUCCAAGUUACCAGAUCUUAAAGAUGCUGAAGCUGUUCAGAAAUUCUUCCUUGAAGAAAUACAGCUUGGUGAAGAGUUACUAGCCCAAGGUGAAUAUGAGAAGGGUGUGGACCAUUUGACAAAUGCAAUUGCUGUGUGUGGGCAGCCACAGCAGUUACUGCAAGUGUUACAGCAAACUCUUCCACCACCAGUGUUCCAGAUGCUUCUGACUAAGCUCCCAACAAUUAGUCAGAGAAUUGUAAGUGCUCAGAGCUUGGCUGAAGAUGAUGUGGAAUGAGAAACAAAUGCCAAAAUAAUAAAAUUUCAAUUAAAAAUAUUUUGAAAUUCUUAACUUGGAAGAUGAGCUGAUCUGGGGGAAUAAGGGCAAAUAAGCUUCUUAUGGACGGACUGUGUACUACACUGAAAUCUGCCAAAGUUAAUUUUUAUUUUGUGUAGAUUCAUUUGUUUUAUUUAUUUUUCCCAGUGAAAAGUGUAUUUUGAUAGAGAAUUUUUCAUUUUAUAAAUACACUAUGAGUUAUCAAAAUACCAUGAAUUUUGUUUAUUUCUAAAGCAUAAAAUUAAAAUGUACAUAAGACAUUUACCUAUGUUAAGAAUACUCAGUGUUCAGUUUUGAAAGA